GGUGCUCGAUUCCUCUCCUCUGUUUUCUUCCUUCGAUUGCUUUCCCCUUUUCCCUCCUCACAUGUCUUCUUGUUUGGGAUGAAACAAACAUGGCAGCUCCCUCGAGUGAAGUCCAGCUCGUUCCUGCUAAAAAGCCCACAGUCCGAGGACCACGGCGGGUAGCCAAUCAAAUUCCGGAUGAAAUCCUUCAAGACUCCGAGUUACAGGAGGCAAUCAAAGCCCUGCCUGCAAAUUACAACUUUGAGAUCCACAAGACAGUUUGGCGAGUGAGACAAGCCAAAGCUACGAGAGUGGCUUUGCAGCUUCCAGAGGGCCUGCAAAUGUUUGCCUGUGUCAUCGCUGACAUAAUUGAGAGGUUCACGGAGGCGGACACCAUCGUGAUGGGGGACGUGACAUAUGGGGCCUGCUGUGUGGACGACUUCACCGCCCGAGCCCUGGGAGCCGAUUUCAUGGUGCACUAUGGACACAGUUGUCUCAUCCCCAUAGACUCCACAGCAGGUAUCAAGAUGCUCUAUGUGUUUGUGGACAUCCAGAUGGACAACGCACACUUCCUGGACACGGUCAAGUUCAACUUCACUCCCGGACAAUCCCUGGCACUCGUUAGCACGAUUCAGUUUGUGGCAGCACUGCAGGCUGUGAGUGCAGUGCUGAAGUCAGAGUAUGACAUCCUGGUCCCACAAUGUCGACCCCUUUCACCAGGAGAAAUUUUGGGCUGCACCUCCCCUCGCUUGGACCGUCACGUCAACGCCAUAAUUUAUCUGGGAGAUGGAAGAUUUCACCUGGAGUCAAUUAUGAUCGCAAACCCAGAUAUCCCUGCCUACAGAUAUGACCCGUACAGUAAGGUUUUCUCCAGGGAGUACUAUGACCACGAGGCCAUGCGUGCCUUAAGACUCCAGGCGGUCGAAAAGGCUCGUUCGGCCCAGAGAUGGGGCCUGAUCUUGGGCACGCUGGGCCGACAGGGCAAUCCCAAAGUCCUGGAGCACCUGGAGUCCAGGCUUCAGUCGUUGGGCAAGUGCUUCACUCGAGUGCUCCUGUCUGAGAUUUUCCCCGGCAAGCUGGAUCUAAUGUCAGACGUAGAUGCGUGGGUCCAGAUCGCUUGUCCACGCCUUUCUAUCGACUGGGGCUCAGCCUUCUCUAAACCCCUGCUGUCUCCGUAUGAGGCAGCUGUGGCUCUAAAGGAAGUGAGCUGGAAGGAAGUCUACCCCAUGGACUUCUACUCCAAUCAGAGCCUGGGGCCGUGGGCGCCCAACCAUCCUGACAACCAACCUGUGCGGCCCACUCGCAGGCAAGCCCAGAAGCAAGGCUCGGAGCCAGCUCUUCCUACCGGUAAGCGGUGUGGGCAGACCGAGUGCGCCCCCUGUGGCUGUCAAGGGGAAUGAUGCAUCGUGACCGGCGCCGUCUCCCGACUCGUCAUGUGCCUGCCACCGCCGCUGCUUCUGCUUAACGACUGGAGGGAGGUCAGACCAGAGGAGGAGAGUGGGUGUUUGUCCAGACUGUGCAUCCGUGAGCAGAGAAGCCAGAGGAGCCCUCGGCCCCUCCUCAAAGGGAUUACCAGCCAUAAAUAAUCCCCCAUCUCACACAGCACAGCAGAUCCAACCAAAUUCACUGCCCUCAUUCACAUUUUUGGCAUGAAUUCUGAUCCCAGAAUACAUGCGACAGAGAGAAUAGCUUUUGUGUUUGGGCUCACACAUGUUCACGAGUCAGAUUUCCAUGAAGCGCCGCUCUCGGCCGUGCUGAGAGAGGUAGUCUUCCUGCACACGGGGGAUGUGAGCUUUUCUCUAAUUUACAGACAGAUCACAGGAGCUGACCUUGAACACGUUGUACGGAAUUAAAGUGUUAAUGUGGAUGGCUUCAGUCGAAUGCAAUCCACUUGGAUAAAGCACUGUAUGUCGUCACACUGAUUCACAGACGGGCGCAGACAUAUUGUACGAGGCACUUUAUCUGAUGUACAGUGUGUGACUUUUCACACGAGAGAGGAAAUGUGGAUAGUGGAAAUGUGAUGACCUUGUUUCUCUUUCUGGCUUUUCUAGUCUAAUUCCGAGACAAUAAAUCAUAAACGGAACCCGACUCCCGGUGUGUAUGUUUCUGAUAAAAGAUAAAUAAAUGCCUCCCUGAAACGAUGAGCCUGUUUUUUAAGGCUGCGGAGUACGAGUUCCUAGAUGCAUGCAGUGCAAGUCACGACUGCUCUCCAUCCUCAUUAUUUAUUGAUGGGGGAGUCUGUCAAUAGAUAAAUAAAUAAACCCACACACACUAUUGCCGUUCGGCUGUUACAGAAGAAUCUGAUUGACAGCAGCCCACCAUCCCUGAAAACCUGUAAACCUUGUGCAGGAUGCAGCACGUUGUCUGGGUACGACCCUCUGUGAGUUUUUUAUUUUUUUGCCUACAACUACCAGGCUCCACCAUUAUAUCUCCUUGGCAACAGAGGCCAGUGUGAUGCAGCCCCGUCCUACCUGAUGUCCGUCUCGUGAUGUUUCUCUCAUGUUCCACCAGUGGCUGUUAUUUUGAAGAUCUCGCUACGUGCCACAGUACAGUGCGGGAUGCACAGCGGUCAAGAAUACAUUAGUGGGCAGCAGAGCUUUCUCUCUGUCGUUUGAUUUAUUUUUUUGGCGCACUCCAUCAGCGGGAAAGAGGGGAUACGUUUAAUGCAUCCGCUUUCCUCUCCAUCUGGAGCGUGCCGUUUUUAAUCUUCUGAGCCCAAAGAUUUGUUUUGCUUUAAAUGUUAAUUAAAAUUUAAGCCAUUUUUAGACAUGGCAGAUGAAACUAAUGGAUAUUUAAAUAUCCUAAUGAAAGUCAAGUAUGGUCUUUAUUACUUCGCUAUAAUGUCGAAAUACUUUGAUGUAUACCGCUUUAAAAAUGUUUUUCGUUAUCAAAGCUGAUGAUUCAUUUUUGUCAGCACAUCUGGUGUGAAACUGGAUUAAAGUACUUAACAGAGA
Messenger RNA from Hippoglossus stenolepis (Pacific halibut), 2933 nucleotides. It is a transcript of the gene dph1, whose product is annotated as diphthamide biosynthesis 1. The coding region runs from base 90 to 1379 and encodes 429 amino acids. The transcript is spliced from 12 exons. NCBI's taxonomy places the organism in Eukaryota, Metazoa, Chordata, Actinopteri, Pleuronectiformes, Pleuronectidae. The record is from RefSeq and is a predicted model, not a curated record. Gene Ontology annotation, molecular function: 2-(3-amino-3-carboxypropyl)histidine synthase activity. Gene Ontology annotation, biological process: protein histidyl modification to diphthamide.